GUUCCUCUCUGCUGUCACUCAGGCAGCCUGGCCUCAUGGACUUGCUUUGUGUCUCCUCCUUGUUCCCUGUCCCGGACCCGGGAGCUGGAGCUCCUCCGGCCUUCGGCCCUCCCUCCGACCCAACGAGUCCCGCGGCCGCUCCUGGCGAGCCGAGCUGCCCCCAGGGAUCGGGGGUGUGCGCUGAGCGGAGCCGGCUGCCAGGCCCUGCCUCGGGGGUCUUUUUCUGCCUUCUGAGCUCUCUGCCCUUCUCCAGGGUGGGAAUGGCCCCUGUAUUCCUGACAGCGCCAGGCUGCAAAGAGGUCCAAAAGAAUUCAGUGACAUUCAAGGAUGUGGCCGUGGAUUUUACCCAGGAAGAGUGGGGAAACCUGGACCCUUCCCAGAAAGAGUUGUACAAGGAUGUGAUGCUGGAGAACUAUAGGAACCUUGUCUUCUUGGGACUUACAGUUUGGAAACCAGAUGUGAUCUCUCAGUUGGAAGAAGGAGAAGCACCUUGGAUGCAGAAUAGAGAACUACCAAAGAGCACCUAUCCAGGUUGGGAAACUAGGCCUGGAACCAAGGACACAGUUUGGGAAAGAUUCAGAAAGGAUGGUUUCCAUGACUCUAAAUUGGAAGAACCCUGGGAAUAUCAUGCUAGAUUGCAGGGGCUGCAGCUUAACAAUGCAAAAAAAUAUUCUAGCUCAUACCUUACUCAACAGCUGACCCUGCAUACUGGAGAGAAGCCUAACAAAUGUGAAAAUGCUUCCUGCUGCUGCUUACAAUUUACCCAACAUCAGAGCCUAUAUACUAGCAAGAAGCUUUGUGAAUGUCAUAUAUUUGGAACAGCAUUCCCCUCUAGCAAAUACAUUAACCACCAGCAGAGAAAUAAUAGUAGAGAAAAGCCUUAUGAACAUAAAGAUUGUGAGAAGGCCUUGAACAGGAGUUCACAGUUAACUGGUCAUCAGGAAAUUCAUACUGUAAAAGAUCCUUAUAAACGUAACAUUUGUGGGAAAGCCUUCUGUCAGAGUUUACAGUUAACUGUACAUCAGAAAAUUCAUACUGGAGAGGAGCCUUACAAGUGUAAACUUUGUGGGAAGGUCUUCAGCAGGAGUUCACAAUUAAGUGGGCAUCAUAGAAUUCAUUCUGGAGAGGAGCCUUCCAAUAAAUGUAAUAUUUGUGGGAAGACUUUCCGAAAGAGUUCACAGUUAAUUCUACAUCAGAGAAUUCAUACUGGAGAGAAGCCUUUCAAGUGUAAUUAUUGUGAGAGGGCCUUCCGCCGAAGUUCAAGGUUAACUCAACAUCAGAGAAUUCAUACUGGAGAGAAGCCUUAUGAAUGUAAAGAUUGUGGAAAGGCCUUCCACCAGAGUUCAGGGUUAACUCAACAUCAGAGAAUUCAUACAGGAGAGAAACCUUACAAAUGCAAUGAUUGUGGAAAGGCCUUCCGCCGGAGGUCAAAAUUAACACAACAUCAGAGAAUUCAUACUGGAGUGAAGCCUUAUGAAUGUAAAGAUUGUGGGAAGGCUUUCCACCAGAGUUCAGGAUUAACUCAACAUCAGACGAUUCAUACUGGAGAAAAACCUUUUAAAUGUAAUGAUUGUGGGAAGGUCUUCCGCCGGAGUUCAAAGUUAAUUCAACAUCAGAGAAUUCACACUGGAGUGAAACCUUAUGAAUGUAAAUAUUGUGGGAAGGCCUUCCACCAGAGUUCACAGUUGACUCUACAUCAUAGAAUUCACACUGGAGAGAAGCCUUAUAAAUGUAAUGAUUGUGGAAAGGCCUUCCAUCAGAGUUCAGAGUUAACUGUACAUCAGAGAAUUCAUACUGGAGAGAGACCUUACAAAUGUAAUAGUUGUGGGAAGGCCUUUUGCCGCAGUUCCAAAUUAACUGCACAUCAGAAAAUUCAUACUGGAGAGAAACCUUUUAAAUGUAAUGAUUGUGGGAAGGCCUUCCAUCACAGUUCUGAGUUAACUGUACAUCUGAGAAUUCAUAAUGGAGAGAAACCUUACAAAUGUAACCAUUGUGAGAAAGCCUUCCACAGGAAUUCAGAGUUAACUCGACAUCAGAGAAUUCAUACUGGAGAGAAGUCUUACAAAUGUAAUGACUGUGGAAAGACCUACUACUGGAGUUCAGGGUUAAUUCGACAUCGGAGAAUUCAUACUGGUGAAAAGCCUUAUGAAUGUAAAGAUUGUGGGAAAGCCUUUCAUGGAAGUUCACAUUUAAUUCGACAUCAGAGAAUUCAUACUGGAGAAAAGCCUUAUGAAUGCAAAGAUUGUGGGAAGGCCUUCAGUAUCAAAGUACACCUUACUCUGCAUCAGAGACUCCACUCUGGGGAGAAACCUUAUAAAUGUUAUGAAUGUGGGAAGGGCUUCCAUUGGAGCUCACAGUUAAGUGUACACCAGAGAAUUCACACUGGAGAGAAACCUUACAAAUGUAAUAGUUGUGGAAAGGCCUUCCCCCAGAGUUCAGAAUUAACUAGACAUCAGAGAAUUCAUACUGGAGAGAAGCCUUACAAAUGCAAUGAUUGUGGGAAGGCAUACAAUCAGAAUUCAGAAUUAAUUCGGCAUCAGAGAAGUCAUACUGGAGAGAAGCCUUACAAAUGUAGUGAUUGUGGGAAGGCCUUCACCCGGAAUUCAGAAUUAACUCGGCAUCAGAGGAUCCAUACUGGAGAGAAGCCUUACAAAUGUGACAAUUGUGGGAAGGCUUUCUUCCUGAUCAUGAAACUGACUCAACAUCAGAAGAUUCAUACUGGAGAGAAAUCUUAUAAAUGUAUUGAAUGUGGGAAGGCCUUCAAAGAGAAUUCUGGCCUAAUUAAACACAAGAGAAUUUGUUCAGGGAAGAAACGCUUUGAAUGUAAUGAAUGUGAUAAAGCUUUCAGCCAGCGUGCACACCUUAUUCAACAUCAGAGAAUUCAUACUGGAGAGAGACCCUAUGAAUGUAAUGAAUGUGGUAAAGCUUUUAGACGAACUAUAGACCUUACUCAACAUCAGAGAAUUCAUACUGGAGAAAAGCCCUAUGAAUGUAAUCAAUGUGAGAGAGCUUUCAGCCAGCGUGCACACCUUAUUCAACAUCAGAGAAUCCAUACUGGAGAGAGACCCUAUGAAUGCAGUGAAUGUUCAAAAGCCUUUAGCUGGAGUACACACCUUACUGAACAUCAGAAAAUUCACACAGGAGAGAAGCCCUAUGAAUGUAAUGAAUGUGGGAAAGCAUUCCGAAAAAGUACAGACCUUAAUCGACAUCAAAGAAUUCAUACUGGAGAGAAACCUUAUGAAUGUAGUGAAUGUGAGAAAGCUUUUAGCCAGCGUGCACAUCUUACUCAACAUCAGAGGAUUCAUACUGGUGAGAAACCCUAUGAAUGCAAUGAAUGUGGGAAAACCUUCAGAUGGAGUACACACCUUACUCAACAUCAGCGAAUCCAUACUGGAGAGAAACCAUAUGAAUGCAAUGAAUGUGGGAAAACUUUCCGUCGGAGUACUGAACUUACUCAGCAUCAAAGAAUUCAUACUGGAGAGAAGCCAUAUAAAUGUAAUGAAUGUGAGAAAGCCUUCAGCUGUAGGACACACCUUAUUCACCAUAAAAGUACUCAUAGUGGAGAGAAACCCUAUGAAUGCAACGAAUGUGGUAAAACCUUCAACCGUAGUUCAUCUCUUACUCAACAUCAGAGAAUCCAUACUGGAGAGGAACCGUAAACAUAUAGUGAAUGUGGAAAAACUUAUGAGAGAUGAUCUGUCACAUCAGACAAUUGAUAUUUGGGGAGUGUUAGAGUAUAGGCAUCUAAUAUUCGUAUGCUUUUAAGCAUAAAAAAGUAAUACGACCAGUAUUAGCCAACCCAUCAUAAAAAAGAAGAUAACAUGCUAGAACAUAAAAAGUAUACCAAUUUGAGGUUAAAAAACUUCAGGUUUGACCUCCUUGGCUUUCUUGACACUGCAGCUCAUGAUGACAUUUUGUCCCCACCCUCCCAUCCCCCCUUUUCCCCCUGCUUGCCUAUAAUUAUAUUUAACAUUACCUGAAUCCAUGACUUCAACUUUUGUUGUCUCUAUGUGAUGUGACUCCUCUGUUCCCCUAGUUUUACCUUGUGAUUGCUUAUUUAACUUUCACUUAAUUAUUGCUUAUCCUGGUCUGGUGCCUAACUCACUCUUCCAUUUAUUGGAACAGUAUUUUUUUACUGAUGCAAGCCUGGCUGUUAAGCCUUACCUUGCUAUAGUUGUUUGGCUGAAUAUAACAGAGAAAACAUCUAUGAAAAUAUUGGGUGUGGGAAAACUUUCAGCCAGUACACCUUACCCAAUAUCAGAAAAAUCUAUACUAGAGAGAAAUGUAAACAUAUGAAUAUAUGAAAGGGCUUCAGAAUCAACUCAACUUUUGAUAAAUGUUAUUUUGUUCAUAUUGGAGAGAAUUCCUGUGAAGAUAAUGAAUGUUUGGAACCCUUCUACCAGAGUACAUAACAUCAGGUAAUUUAUACUGGUGAGGAAUCCUAUGCAUAUAAUGAAUAAAAGUCUUCAAUUGUAGUUUAUCCCUCAUCUCACAUUGGAGCUUUCACAGUGGAGAGUAACCAUGGUCAAGUUACUGAAUGAAGGGAAAUCUUUCAGACUCAUCCUUUAGUUCAAUGACCUGCAGUCAAUAUUUCAGUUUGUCACCCAUCAACUCUGUUUUUAUUUGGUAUAUUCAAAAGUAUGGGCUUGGCACUGGUUUGUUAUCUUUCAUUAAACAGCCAGCCUAGGUAAGUUUGAAGAAGGCCUUCAGCAGAAAGUUGAUUACCAGGUGAAAAAUUAAUUUGGUCAAAAAACUCAUGAAGACUAAGUGUAGAAGGAUUGCAGACUGCAUUGUUGGAGUCAUGGAUCUUUGAAAUAUUGAUGUACUUGUAAGACAAAGUGUUUUUUUUUUUACCUUUUUUAAUUUCUCCCUUAAAUAUAAAUUGGCUGCUACCAGCUAGCGAUGGAAUUUUGCAAAUCUGAUUGUGCUGGUCUGUUUACUCAGAACAAUUAUUUAAGACCAAGAUUUCUGGAAAAUAUAGGUAUCUGAUCACUAAAGCAACUAAAGCUUUUGAAACAAAGAAAACAAUGGGACUUAAAACUUUUUGGAGCAAGGGAACUGAAUAGUCUAUUCUUACCUUUGUGGCAGGUCCCCUUACUGGAAAAUUGAAAUUUAAGUUUAGUAUUAUCACAUGAGAGCAAUGUUAUAAUGUAGGGUUGGGAAUCAAGAUUCUGAAGGUGACUGUUGUCCAAAGGUUUUUUUUUUUUAUAGAAGUGAUUUCAAAUACUUCAAUUAUAAAUGCUAUAGAUGCAUGAAAUCAAGUUUUCUUAAGUGUAUAUAGGUUGUUAAAUAGGGCAACUCAGUAAUGUAUCAUCUAAAAUUGUAUUUGAUAUGAACAUUUUCUUGUUGUUCAGACCUUUGAUUUCAUUAAUGUAGAGAACUCUUGUGUAGAAUUUAACAAUGAUGAUGCAGAUCAACAACUUGUUUUUAACUUGGAGUUAUAGAGAGGUACCUAGGAAAUUGAGAGAUUAAGUGAUUUGUCCAUGGUCCCGUAGCUAGUAUGUUCCAGAGGCAGGUCUUGAAUUUAAGUGUUCUGGAUUCCAAGGCCAGCCACUCUGUCUACUACUUCUUACUGUCUCUCUGGUUUCUUUAUUAUUCCUAUCUUAUUUUAUAUGGCAGUAAGUCAGAAGGUGAAGAAACACUUUCCCUAGGGUCAUGAAAUUCAGGAGGACUUCUUUUUGGGAUAUUUUCACAGGUACUUCUAAAAGGUUUUUGGGAAACUUAAGGGGAUUUUGAUGGCUUUUUGAGAAACUAAUCCAGAAACUUAUUUUUGUAUCCCUUUUUAUUCACUGUAAAUUUUUUUCCUUUGAGAAGCAUAGAGAUUUAUGUGAAAGCAUGGCAUAAUGGAAAGAUUUUCCAUCAAAGUCAGGGAAAUCUGAAUUAAACUCAUGCCUCCAGCAGAUGCAGGCUGUGUAACACUGGGCAAAUUACUUAGCCUCUCAGUGCCUUAGGUAACUUUUUAAGACUAGAAGUUGAUUGGUGCCAAUCUUCAUUGGUAGAAGAAAUCUCUCCUAGCGAGUAUCUUGACAUUGAUGAAAUCAUAGGUCCCUUCCCACCCCUGGCAUUUGAGAUCAAAUUAGUUAUUCUAAUUUGAAAGCAAGAUGCUUUUCUGUAGUUUGAGGUACCAUCUUGUUACCAGUUAACUUAAAUUGUUUUCUUUGUCAUGCUUCACCAUUGGAAUGAAUGGAUGGGCAUGAUUAAAGGCAGCUCAUAAACAGAACAGCUAUGAAAAAAAAAACAAGCAAAAACAGUGCUUAUUGUGGUUGUGUGAACCCUACAGAAAUUACUUUUUUCCUUCCAACUCCUUCCCUCUCUGUCCCCACACCCCUCCAGUUUUGUUGUAUAUGUGGUACAUUUGUGUGGGUUUAAUACAACUGGAAUAGUUUAAUUCA
Messenger RNA from Vombatus ursinus (common wombat), 6392 nucleotides. Its product is annotated as zinc finger protein 420-like. The record is from RefSeq and is a predicted model, not a curated record. Gene Ontology annotation, molecular function: DNA-binding transcription factor activity, RNA polymerase II-specific; RNA polymerase II transcription regulatory region sequence-specific DNA binding. Bases 36 to 3659 code for a protein of 1207 amino acids. Gene Ontology annotation, biological process: regulation of transcription by RNA polymerase II. Gene Ontology annotation, cellular component: nucleus. The transcript has 9 exons. NCBI's taxonomy places the organism in Eukaryota, Metazoa, Chordata, Mammalia, Diprotodontia, Vombatidae.